Molecule: messenger RNA, 1836 nt
Organism: Marmota flaviventris (yellow-bellied marmot)
Lineage: Eukaryota; Metazoa; Chordata; Mammalia; Rodentia; Sciuridae
Gene: Plek2
Product: pleckstrin 2
Biological process (GO): actin cytoskeleton organization; intracellular signal transduction
Cellular component (GO): plasma membrane
Source: RefSeq, a predicted model, not a curated record
AAGGGCGCCCUGCCAGGUCGGAGAAAGCUGGGGCGGGGUUGGCAGACUCUGCACCUAAGUCUAAUCACCGGCCUUGGAGCACCUUCAGGUGGGACGUGGUGGCAAAGAUCCCAACCCUGCCCGACUUCCUGCCCGGGAGGCCCCGCGGUCUCCGGCUCUGGACAAGCGCCAGGGAGGCGUCGCCCGCCGGUGUCGGAGCGGCUUCCUGGGCGCAGUGGGCGCGGGCUGCGCGGGCGCGGAAAAGCGCGAAGCGUCGGGACAGCUCACUGGGGUGGCCCGGGCGUGCGGGCGGCUACAUGGAGGACGGCGUGCUCAAGGAGGGUUUCCUGGUGAAGAGGGGCCACAUUGUCCACAACUGGAAGGUGCGAUGGUUCAUCCUUCGGCAGAACACACUGCUGUACUACAAGCUUGAGGGGGGUCGGAGAGUGGCCCCUCCCAAGGGCCGGAUCCUCCUGGAUGGCUGCACCAUCACCUGCCCCUGCCUGGAUUAUGAAAACCGUCCGCUCCUCAUUAAGCUGAAGACCAGAACUUCCACAGAGUACUUCCUGGAGGCCUGUUCUCGAGAGGAGAGGGACGCAUGGGCCUUCGAGAUAACAGGAGCCAUCCAUGCAGGGCAGCCCGGGAAGGUCCAGCAGCUCCACAUAUUAAAAAACUCCUUCAAGCUGCCCCCUCACAUCAGUCUGCACCGCAUCGUGGACAAGAUGCAUGAUAGCAGCAGCGGGAUCCGGCCAAGCCCCAACAUGGAGCAGGGAAGCACCUACAAAAAGACCUUCCUGGGCUCCUCUCUGGUGGACUGGCUCAUCUCCAGCAGCUUCGCGGCCAGCCGUCUGGAGGCGGUGACGCUGGCCUCUGUGCUCAUGGAGGAGAACUUCCUCAGGCCUGUGGGUGUCCGGAGCAUGGGAGCCAUUCGCUCUGGUGACCUGUCUGAGCAGUUCCUGGACGACUCCACAGCCCUGUACACUUUUGCUGAGAGCUACAGGAAGAAGCCAAGCCCCAAGGAAGAAAUCAGUCUGAGCACGGUGGAGUUAAGCGGCUUGGUGGUCAAGCAAGGCUUUCUGUCCAAGCAGGGUCACAAGAGGAAAAACUGGAAGGUGCGACGCUUUGUUCUGAGGAGGGACCCUGCUUUCCUGCAUUACUACGACCCAGCCAAAGAAGAGAACAGGCCAGUGGGUGGGUUUUCUCUUCGUGGUUCACUGGUGUCUGCUCUGGAGGACAAUGGCGUUCCCACUGGGGUUAAAGGGAAUGUCCAAGGAAAUCUCUUCAAAGUGAUCACUAAGGAUGACAUACAUUAUUAUAUCCAGGCCAGCAGCAAGGCUGAACGAGCAGAGUGGAUUGAAGCUAUCAAAAAGCUGACAUGACAAGACUCUUGGGGAGCAGGACCAGGAUUCCUUCCUCCUACCAGAUGAUAGACAGGAUUUCCUGAGAAUGGAGUGUGUAAAGACUAUCAUGUUGGGCUGGGGAUGGAGCUCAGUGGAUCUGGGUUUGAUUUCCAGCAUCAAAAAAAAAAAAGUUUAACAUUAUACAUUUUGCACUGCUUUGGAGUGAGACUGCUGGAGUGAAUUCCUCAGGUGCCAGUGGUGGUGCUGUUUCCUUCUCUAUUUUCCCAUUACCAACCUGGAAAGCUAUUCUAGGACAGCCAUUAGGCAUCAGUAUCUUGACUUCUGCCCAUCAGGAUAGACAGCUAUGUCCUUGGAUCCCUUUUUGGAACUCUCUGUAUAUUUAGUUUUUUUUUUAAUGUGGUGCUGGGGUCAAACCCAGUGCGUCAUGCAUCCUUUUUGAAACUCUGGCCAUUCUGUAAUAAAUAAAAUUCUACUCUCGAAGUAGCUUUCUCUGAAA